Molecule: messenger RNA, 2895 nt
Organism: Diaporthe amygdali
Lineage: Eukaryota; Fungi; Ascomycota; Sordariomycetes; Diaporthales; Diaporthaceae
Product: cytochrome P450
Exons: 12
Coding region: 1-2895 (964 amino acids)
Molecular function (GO): oxidoreductase activity, acting on paired donors, with incorporation or reduction of molecular oxygen; iron ion binding; heme binding
Source: RefSeq, a predicted model, not a curated record
AUGUCAGUAUUCGAUAUGUACGAUACGUCCAGUUUUGGCGAGGGUGACUUGUUGUCCUCUGAUUCCAGCCAUGUCUCCAGCUGCCCGACUCCAGAUUCGGAGCUAGGGAGCGUUCUGGAAUUAGACAAGCUGCAUAUUGCAAUGCCCUCCUCGUUCGUUCGCGUUCCGGACUUUUUCACGUCUAUCAUGGCCAUGGAUCCGAUUGUGAACCCCAACUACUUUGCAGCCAAGGCUAAGGGGGAUCGAUGGAUUGCAAGACAUAUGGGUUUCGACAAAGCGACAGCAGCAAAAAAUGCACAGGCUGAUCUGUGUUUCCUCGCCUCCAUCUGGUCGGCAACUGCAUCUGAGGAUCGUUUACUCAUGAUGCUGGACUGGAACCAUUGGGUGUUUUUAUUCGACGAUGAGUUUGACGAAGGACGCCUGAAGGAUGAUCCAGUCGCAGCAGCAGAGGAAGUGAAGCAGACCUUGGCCAUCAUGGAAGGGCCGUCACCCCGGUACACACCAGAUUCGAAUCCCAUUCGUUACAUCUUCCAGACGUGCUGGGACAGGCUGAGGGCUGGGUCCAGUCCAGAAAUGCAACAGCGGUGGAUAGAUCAGCACAAACGCUACUUUGAGCAGCUUCUGGUACAAGUCGACCAGGAGGUCAGAGGUGAGAACUUCACACGCGAUGUUGAUGCGUACAUGAACCUGCGGAGAGGCACGAUCGGUGUGUAUCCGGCCAUUGCCCUGGCCGAGUACGGCGGAGACAUCAGGGUACCACAGCAAGUCUACGACCACCCAAGCUUGCAGAAAAUAAUGCAAAUUUCGGCCGACCUAGUCAUAUUGGUCAACGACGUCCUAUCUUACCGCAAGGACCUGGAACUGGGUGUAGAAAACAACCUGAUCUCACUCCUUAUGAAAAGAGAUCAAUUCAGUGCCCAGCAGGCCAUCGAUAAGAUUGGUGAGAUGACCAACGACUGCUAUCGCCAGUGGUAUCUUGCUCUGGCAGGGCUCCCUUCCUAUGGCGAGAGAAUUGAUCGCGAGGUCACGAAAUUUGUAGAAGUUUGCAGAGCAAUGGCACACGGUAAUCUGUAUUGGAGUUUCCAAACGGGUCGCUUCCUGGGAACUGAGGGUCAUGAUGUUCACGAGACAGGUCUCAUGCAGCUUCCCCCUGAUAUCGUAUCUGCCCCCACGAUUGAGCCCGGGGAGGCUACCCCAGUGCAAAUUCAACCCUACACAGAAGUCGACCCAUAUGUAGAAUAUCUCUCGGAUUCCACCGGAAACCAUCCUGACAUCAAGUCUGGACUGUUCUUCCGUCUUUUCUCAACUCUUUCCAACAUGUUUGGUUCACUUCUCCUACUCUUGGUUGCCUCUGUGGUCUUGUAUUACAUCGCCACUGCGAUCUACUGCGUGACUCUACAUCCUCUUGCAUCCUUGCCGGGCCCGAGACUAUGUGCCUUCAGUCGCAUUCCUUACUGGUAUGUCUCCAUCAAUGGCGACGACGUUGCAUGGAUGAAGCGGCUGCAUGAUCAGUACGGUCCUGCGGUGAGGUUCGGCCCAACAGACCUUAGCUAUGCUUCGGCCCAGGCAUGGCAGGAUAUUCAUGGCCAGAAGCCACAAGAGAAGGCGCUCGAGUUUUUUCCUCCUCCUAUCAAUGGAGUGGCGCCUAUGCUCACGACUACUUACGAAAAUCAUGUUCGGAUGCGUCGUUUAUUCUCUCCGGCAUUCUCAGCACGAUCACUGAAGCAGCAAGAGCCUCUUUUCAGGAAAUUUACAGAUCUUCUGAUGUAUAAACUAUCGGAAGUAGGUGAAGACGGCAAAAAGCCUCUUGACUUGGCACAAUUGUUGAACUUCGCUACAUUUGACGUUAUGGCUGAGCUCACCUUCGGCCAAAAUCUUGGGAUGCUCGCGAAAAACGAAUAUAGCCCGUGGGUGACAGCGAUUGUUGAAAGCCUCAAGCUUCUGCCCGUUAUGGCAAUGAUCAACUACUACCCAAUCCUGACUGCUCUAUUUGCACGCUUCGAACCCAAGUUCAUUCGCGAGCAGAGGAGGAAUCACUGCAUGAUGUCCCAAGACCUCGUCAACAAGCGUCUGGAAGAUGGGUCAAAUCAACCUGAUGUUUGGAACCUCGUGAUACAGGAGCAAGAAAAGGGCCUUACUCUGGGGGAGAUGCAUUCCAACUCUGAGAAUUUUAUGUUAGCUGGUUCGGAGACGACCGCUACUCUUCUGAGCGGUACAAUAUUCUAUCUUUUCAAAGAUCCUCAUAGGUUCGAAACUUUGCUCGAGGAGGUCAGAAGCUCGUUCCGUAGCCAGGACGACAUUAAUUUUGAGAGCCUCGGGAGCCUCAAAUACCUCAACGCAUGUCUCAAAGAGGGACUUCGUGUCUACCCCCCAGUGCCGAUAGGUAGUCCGCGUGUCGUACUUGAGGGUGGGCAGAUGAUUCUUGGCGAAUGGAUUCCCGCAGAGACGCGAGUAUCAGUUCACCACUGGUCGACAUAUCACUCCGAGGCCAACUUUACAGACGCCGACAGCUUCAUCCCUGAGCGAUGGCUAGGGACAGACCCCAAGUACGCUAACGAUUCUUUUAACUCUCAUCAGCCUUUUGGAUUUGGUCCUCGAAACUGCAUUGGGCAAAACAUGGCCAUGCACGAGAUGAGACUGUUGCUGGCCACACUGCUCUUCAAAUUCGAUCUGGAGCUCUGCGAAGGAUGUGAGAAUUGGGCCACUCAGAAGUCUUAUGCAUUGUGGAUUAAGGAGCCGCUGAAGGUCCGCGUAAAGCCAGUGGAAGCGCGAAAAAAGGUCGUGAGUACUUUUAUCACGUUAGUUCUGGAAAGAAGCUGCGCUGCAGCACUUCGGUGGGAGUUGCAACAGACUCCAGAGAAGCGAGACGAAAACAACGUGCUUGAUCUGAAAUGA